This is a messenger RNA of Racocetra fulgida, 1358 nucleotides long. The record is from the annotation of a GenBank genome assembly. Lineage: Eukaryota; Fungi; Glomeromycota; Glomeromycetes; Diversisporales; Gigasporaceae.
AUCCGGCUUUUCCGGAUGUCUCGACCCUUCAAGAAAUUACUGAGGAUAUCCUAGUUAACUUUCAAAAAUGUAAAGAACUACAAGUUAAACCUAAAAUCUCAAAAAAUGAAUUAGAUCAACUUGACAAACAAAGCAAUACAUUCAAUAAAUUAACUGAACGAAGAGCUACGGAAUCUUUAAAAAUGUCUGAAUAUUUGACUGAUGUCGUGAAAUAUCUACAAUUAGUCUCUAAGGAAAAUGUGAAUGUUAAUGCAAUUAAACAAACUUUAGGUUCAUUAUUGAAAACCGCUAAAGUUCAAAAGGACAGAUCUGAGAAAUUAAAGAACGAUUAUAUUUCUUUUCAUAAAGAAUUAAAUAAAGCUAAAAAGAGACAACUGAAUACGAAUUUAAUAUUUUAUUUACUAGGGUUAUUGGUUCUCUUCAUAGCUAUAGCCUGGAAUAUUUAUUUGUAUACAAAUUUAGGGUAUUAUAGUGCUUUACAACAAUCAGAUUUUGCAGAAAAAACAAAUAAUUUUUCAUUAAACGAUGCGUGUAAUUUUUGCAAAGAUAUUGACCAAGUUAAAGACAUAUGUCGUUAUUCAGAUCAUAGGGAAGGUUUACCUUAUAAUUUCUCUGUGAAUGAUGGUUAUGAAAUCUGUGGUCAUUUCUUUAAGGAGACUUGUGUUAUGAAUGAUGAUAGUUUAGGAUCCCAAAUUGUUUCUCUUGUAAAAUCCCAAUUUUUUUCUAUUUCUAAUAUCGUUAAUUAUAGAAAUUCUGAAGAUAAUUAUUGUAAAGUAAAAAAUCAAGACAUUCUGCAGAAUAAUGAAACAUUUUAUGAAAUCUGUGAAUACUUAUUAGAAAAUCGAAAAGAUGAAGAGUUGAAUGAUUUUAUGAGCGAAAUUGAAGAUGAAAAUGAUUCACCAAAAUCCAUACAUAUUUGUAAACAAUGGCAAACUAGUAAAAAUCCGAUUCAUGUAAAAGACAUGCACGAUUAUUCUUUAGUGAUUUAUUCAUUAAUCGGUUGCCUAGCUAUACUUUUGGUCAUUUUCAUGAUGAAAGAAUUGGUCAAUUGGAUAUUUCAACAAGAUGACGACGAGAAGGUCACCGCAUUAGAUAAAAGAUCGGGUUUUAUACGACAUAUUAGAGAUAGAUUUCCAGAAAUUAAUGACAAUAUAAUUACUUUAGAUCAAUUUUGGAAAGCACAGAUUACUAUUAUCAAUGACCAUAUUUCGGUUUUAGAAUCUAUAAAUACGAAUAAGAUCAAUUUAUCACAUCAACUUGUAGAUUUGAUUAUAAGGCUUUGGGAUGAAGAAUGUAAACGUUGUAAAAGUUGUUAUUAUAAAUUAAAUGAAAGCAUCGCUUUAAAUUCCAUACUCGAG